Molecule: messenger RNA, 2228 nt
Organism: Hyposmocoma kahamanoa
Lineage: Eukaryota; Metazoa; Arthropoda; Insecta; Lepidoptera; Cosmopterigidae
Gene: drd
Product: nose resistant to fluoxetine protein 6-like
Exons: 12
Coding region: 1-2088 (695 amino acids)
Molecular function (GO): acyltransferase activity, transferring groups other than amino-acyl groups
Source: RefSeq, a predicted model, not a curated record
AUGGCUACGCGCGCACUUGUGCUGCUGCUCGUCGCAACCUGCGCGUACGCACGCGAAUGCAUCGAACUCACCCUCAACGACAAAACGUUGCUAACAGACAGUGUAUUAAAUGGAACAAUUUUAAAAGUCGUAUCUAAAAAUGAAACGAACGACGAUAGUGCAGUUGUUAAUAUUGUGGAGUUGUGGGACCGGUUUCCGAAGAUUGUGGUACCCAGCAAUGGGACCAGUGAGCAGUGCAGGAGAGAUGCCCAGCUGUAUUUGUACAGCUUAGAAAGAAUGGAAUUGUGGGCAUUAAAGAUGUUCGACGCGUCAGCAAAGCCUCCUUCCGGCAUCCUAAGCGGCAAUAGCAACCAAUACGGUGACUACGACGAAUGUCUGAGCAUCGAUGGGGCAGUCCGAGGCAAAUAUUGCCUCGCUUCGCUGCAAGUCAGUCUCUCUGGCGACAGGACUCUGGACCGCAUUGACAAUAUGAUUCACAGCGGACAUUAUAUUAGAAGCAACUUUACCGAUAUGGGUCACCGCGUUCCACGCUACUCCAGCAUCCUAUGGGGCAUUUGCAUACCAAGCUCCUGCAGCAGCUUUGACCUUGAAGAAGAGAUGUCCCAGCGUCUGUCCGGCUUGGGUAUCUCAGUUAAAGUCCACAAUACUAUGUGUUCCGUGAAGGAUUUAAAACGGCCUUAUUCUUUUGGGAAAACACUAUCUAUAACAUUUUUCCUGUCCAUAAUUCUCCUACUUAGCCUGGGCACAAUAAUGGAUGACGGGAAGGAAGGUGCUUCUAACUUCGAAAAGAUACUUAAUGCGUUUUCCCUCAAACGAAACUUUAGAAAGAUAUUGGACGUGUCGGACGAACCAAGCAGGGUGAAAGGAGUUGAUGCAUUUAGAGGAAUGAAUGCUUUCGCACUCUUGCUAGCACACAAGUCAAUGGCAAUGGCUCACAAUCCUUACGUAAAUAAAAUGACUUACUCUGCGACAUUCGGAAUGCCCUGGGCUGUGAUAGGACGUUCGGCUAUAUUGUACACGGACAGUUUCCUGUACCUCAGUGGAUUCCUCAACGCUUACAAUCUUCUCCAAGAGUUGGAGAGGAAAGGAACCAUUGAUAUUAAGAGCAGACUCAUUGCCAGAUGGUUUAGGUUAUUCCCCCUAUUCCUAAGCCUGAUGUUGUUUUGCACAUAUAUCCUACCCGAUAUCAACAAUGGACCCCAGUGGAAUCUAGUCGUCGAGGAGCACAGCAGAGUUUGCGAGAAGAAUAUGUGGAAGAGUUUCCUCUUCAUACAUAAUUACUUCGGAUUUGAAGAUAUGUGCCUGACUCACACGCAUCAGAUCGGCAUAGAUAUGCAGCUGUAUGUGGCGACGUUACCGUUGAUGCUGAUCUUUUGGAAGUCCAGGACCUUUGGCUGGGCGCUGGUGGCCACGCUGGCCGUGGCCUCCGCCGCUUUACGUUAUUUUGCUGUAUACUGGCACAACAUCAGUAUGUUCGUCUAUUUUGGAAUUUCAGUACAAAAACUGCUAGAUGCGGCACGAUAUUGCUACAUCCUACCAACGCACCGCGCUACUAUCUACCUGAUUGGCGUUGCAAUGGCAUACUUAAUUAGGAACAAGAAAUGUAAUUUCACGCUGUCGUUUGUUCAAACGCGACUUCUCUGGAUAUCCUGUUUCGUCUUGAUGAUGUUCACAAUCUGCUAUCCCUACCAGAUGGGUCUGGAAGGAUACAAAUUCGAGCCCGGCCCGGCGGCUGCCUUUGCCGCCUUCUCGCCUAUUAUGUGGGGUAUCCACAUGAGCGUCGCACAUUGGGCUAUUUGCAAUAGUUAUCUUGACAACAAAGGAACCUCAUUCGUGGAGUCUCGAGUGUUCAAGUUCUUCAAUAAAAUAGCAUACGGCGUCUAUCUCACGCAGUUCCCGAUAUUUUUCUACAACGUCGGCAUUCAAAGAACUGCGGAACACUACACGCCAUUAUUACUUUUCCAUGUACCUGAGAUAGUAGCGGUAAUAGCAAUAUCAGUGCUUACGACUGUAGCUAUUGAAAUGCCCUUCAAUCAGGUGUACAGGAUAUAUUUUGGAAAAUCACCAACGAAAUUAAAGGACAAAUAGACAAGACGACAUGAAAAAGACUAUGUAAUAUAAUUAAUAUAGCGUUAGCCAAACAUCACUUAGGGAUAUAUUUUUAAUUAUUAAUAAUGUUAUACUAAACCGACGAUUAAAUUAUAGGACAUAAAAUAACUCGACAAAGA